AAAAAUGUGAAAGCACGGCUAGAUUGCCCUGCGCAUCUCAACUCUUUCUUUUCAAGGAAUACAUUUGCUAUACUACCAGCGUGUUUUUGGUAAAGAUUUUAUAAGAGGGGAGGAGGGUUUAAGCCAAAAAGAGUUGGAAAUGGAGUCGUCGUCUCCAACAUUGGGGAAACGGAAACUAGAGGAGGAACACGAAGCAGCAGCAGCGUCACAAGCAUCUGCUUUGAAAAGGCGAAAUUUGGCCGCGGUCAGAACCUGCGUUCACGAGGUAGCAGUUCCCAGUCAUUACACUUCAACCAAUGACGAAUCACUUCACGGUACCCUCUCAAACCCCAUCUAUAACGGUCAAAUGGCCAAAAAUUACCCAUUUAAGCUGGACCCAUUUCAAGAAAUCUCCGUAGCAUGUUUAGAACGAAAGGAAUCAGUCCUCGUAUCAGCACACACUUCCGCUGGCAAAACUGCAGUUGCAGAGUACGCAAUCGCUAUGUCUUUUAGGGAUAAGCAGAGAGUAAUUUACACUUCACCUUUAAAAGCUUUGAGCAAUCAGAAAUACAGAGAGCUGAGUCACGAGUUUUCUGACGUGGGUUUAAUGACCGGUGACGUCACCCUCUCGCCGAAUGCGAGUUGUUUGGUGAUGACGACGGAGAUUUUAAGGGGUAUGCUUUAUAGGGGUUCUGAGGUGUUGAAAGAAGUUGCUUGGGUUAUAUUUGAUGAAAUACAUUACAUGAAAGAUCGUGAGAGAGGGGUAGUUUGGGAAGAGAGUAUUAUAUUCUUGCCACCAGAAAUUAAGAUGGUGUUCCUUUCGGCUACCAUGUCGAAUGCCACGGAGUUUGCUGAAUGGAUUUGUAAUAUUCAUAAGCAGCCUUGUCAUGUGGUGUAUACGGAUUUUCGGCCUACACCUCUGCAGCAUUAUGUGUUCCCUAUGGGUGGUUCUGGAUUGUAUCUUGUGGUUGAUGAUAACGAGCAGUUUAGGGAAGACAAUUUCUUGAAAUUACAAGAUACUUUUACGAAGCAGAAACUGCGGGGGAGCGCCAAUGGGAAGGCUAGUGGAAGAAUUGGAAAAGGUGGCUCUGCUUCUGGUAGUGUGUCCGAAAUCUACAAAAUUGUUAAGAUGAUCAUGGAACGGAAGUUCCAGCCAGUGAUUAUAUUCAGUUUUAGUAGAAGAGAAUGUGAACAACAUGCAAUGUCUAUGACCAAACUUGAUUUUAAUACUGAAGAAGAAAAGGAAGCUGUGGAGCAGGUAUUCCGUAGUGCAGUGGCGUGCUUGAGUGAGGAAGACAGAAACUUGCCAGCAAUUGAAUUAAUGUUGCCACUGCUUCAGCGUGGGAUUGCUGUUCACCACUCUGGUUUGCUUCCUGUUAUCAAGGAACUUGUCGAGCUUCUCUUCCAAGAAGGACUUAUAAAGGCUCUUUUUGCCACAGAGACGUUUGCCAUGGGACUAAACAUGCCUGCAAAAACAGUAGUGUUUACCAAUGUAAAAAAAUUUGAUGGUGAUAGCCAUCGUUACAUUGGAUCUGGCGAAUAUAUACAGAUGAGUGGAAGAGCAGGACGUCGUGGCAAAGAUGAACGUGGUAUUUGCAUUAUCAUGAUUGAUGAGCAGAUGGAGAUGGAUAACCUCAAGGACAUGGUUUUGGGUAAACCAGCUCCGUUGGUCAGCACUUUUAGGUUGAGUUACUACACAAUUUUGAAUCUAAUGAGCCGGAGUGAAGGUCAAUUUACUGCCGAGCAUGUUAUCAAAAACUCAUUUCACCAGUUUCAGUAUGAAAAGGCCUUACCUGACAUUGGGAAGAAGGUUUCCAAGUUGGAAGAAGAAGCUGCAACGCUUGAUGCCUCAGGGGAGGCUGAGGUUGCAGGGUAUCAUAAACUAAAGCUUGAGAUUGCCCAAUUUGAGAAAAAGUUGAUGGCUGAAAUAACAAGGCCUGAAAGGGUUCUGUAUUUUCUUCUUCCUGGUAGGCUGGUUAAGGUACGGGAAGGUGGAAAAGAUUGGGGUUGGGGUGUUGUAGUCAAUGUGGUGAAGAAGCCUCCAGCAGCAUUGGGUUCUUUGCCUGCUGCCCUCUCUGCUUCACGUGGCACUGGCUAUAUUGUGGAUACCUUACUUCAUUGCUCGCUGGGUUCCAGUGAAAAUGGUUCUCGACCCAAACCAUGUCCCCCUCGUCCCGGGGAAAAGGGAGAAAUGCAUGUGGUUCCUGUUCAGUUACCCUUAAUUUCUUCCCUCAGCAAGCUUAGAAUAUCUGUUCCUUCUGAUCUUCGGCCUUUGGAAGCGAGGCAAAGUAUUUUGCUUGCAGUACAGGAGCUUGAAAAACGUUUCCCCGAAGGGCUCCCGAAGCUUAACCCUGUAAAGGACAUGGGCAUUGAAGAUCCUGAAGUUGUUGAUAUGGUAAACCAGAUUGAAGAACUCGAGAAAAAGCUGUUUUCUCAUCCACUUCAUAAGUCACAAAAUGAACAUCAGCUUAAGUGUUUCCAAAGGAAGGCUGAAGUGAACCAUGAAAUUCAACAGCUCAAGUCAAAAAUGCGUGAUUCACAGCUUCAAAAAUUUCGGGAUGAACUUAGGAACCGCUCCCAAGUCCUAAAAAAGCUGGGUCACAUUGAUGCUGAUGGUGUUGUGCAAUUGAAGGGGCGGGCAGCCUGCUUGAUAGACACUGGAGACGAACUUCUUGUGACUGAACUGAUGUUUAAUGGUACAUUCAAUGAUCUUAAUCAUCAUCAAGUUGCGGCUCUUGCAAGUUGCUUUAUCCCAGGCGACAGAACAACUGAACAAAUACUUUUAAGAGAUGAACUUGCAAAACCAUUACGACAGCUACAAGAUAGUGCAAGAAAAAUAGCAGAGAUACAAAACGAAUGCAAGUUGGAAGUAAAUGUCGAUGAAUAUGUGGACGCAGCAGUUCGACCAUUCUUAAUGGAUGUUAUUUACUGUUGGUCAAAGGGUGCAUCUUUCGCGGAGGUUAUACAAAUGACGGACAUCUUUGAAGGUAGCAUCAUACGGCUGGCUAGAAGGCUUGAUGAAUUUUUAAACCAGUUGAAAGCUGCUGCACAUGCUGUGGGAGAAACAGAUUUAGAGAAUAAAUUUGGUGCAGCAAGUGACAGUCUUCGGCGAGGGAUAAUGUUUGCAAAUUCUCUCUAUCUAUAAGAGUUAAGUAGAUGAGAGCUGAAGUUCUCAUUAGCUAGCUGUAUAUCAAAUCUGUGUAGUUUCUGUCCCUGUUAUGGGACUAGCUGACAGAUUGUUCUUUUAUUAUUUUUCCUAUUUUUCAAAGAAAUAGUUUCUUACUUCUAGUGAUGCAUUCUCCAGUUGAAUGUGGCAAAUCUAUAACCUUGCUCUGUCUCGUUAAGAUUGUAAGUGAUACACUUCAUUCUUUUUGGCAGAGAAAACAUAAAGGUUCCAAACU
Messenger RNA from Nicotiana attenuata, 3380 nucleotides. RefSeq names its product DExH-box ATP-dependent RNA helicase DExH10-like. NCBI's taxonomy places the organism in Eukaryota, Viridiplantae, Streptophyta, Magnoliopsida, Solanales, Solanaceae. Gene Ontology annotation, molecular function: RNA helicase activity; RNA binding; ATP binding. Gene Ontology annotation, biological process: maturation of 5.8S rRNA; RNA catabolic process. Gene Ontology annotation, cellular component: nucleus. The record is from RefSeq and is a predicted model, not a curated record. The coding region runs from base 140 to 3124 and encodes 994 amino acids. The transcript has 16 exons.